AACAACAACCAUGAAUGAACCUAUACUUCUACGACAGCAAAAUUCGCUCCACCGGAGCCCGCCACUGCAAAGAGCUUCUUCCACUGUGCGGGAAUGGCUUCUGCGUACAGAGAUCGGACGGCGGAGUUCCGAUCACUCACCGAAACGCUGAAGAAGAUCAGUGGGUUCAAGCCCGAUCGAGGUCAAUCUCAGGAAACUGAUCCUUUCCUGCCAUCAAGGCAGCAAGCUUCGUCGCUCUCUUACAGAUCCGAAUUCAACAAGAAGGCUUCCCUGAUCGGGCUGGGAGUUCAUGAGACCUCCGAGAAGAUCGCUAGACUUGCCAAAUUGGCAAAGAGGUCGUCUAUGUUUGAUGACCCUACAGUUGAGAUUCAAGAACUGACUGUCCUUAUAAAGAAUGACAUAACGGCUUUGAACUCGGCUCUUACUGAUCUUCAGACCCUUCAGAGAAUGGAAAUAGCUGACGGGAACUACUCCGAGGACAGGGUUGUUCAUUCCACGGCUGUAUGUGAUGACCUGAAGAAUAAGCUCAUGGGGGCUACAAAGGAGCUUCAUAAUGUGUUAACCACUAGAACUGAGAACAUCAAAGCUCAUGAGAACAGGAAGCAGAUAUUUUCUGCAAAUGCUUCUAGAGAAAAUCCUUUUGUUCGUCAGACAAAACCCUUGGUUGAACCACCUCCCUGGUCAAGUUCAACAAACGAGUUUGACCCUUCGCAGCCAUCCCCAUUGCCACCGAAUGGUGUUCAAGUUGGCAACCAAUUGAGACGGAGGCCAGCAGUUGAUAAUGCUCCUUCCCAACAGAUGGAAAUGUCCAUGUUGCAACAAGUAGCCCCUAGUAGGCAGGAUAAUUUAGCUCAAGGUCGUGCAUCUGCUCUCCACAAUGUGGAAUCAACCAUCUCAGAACUUAGUGGGAUCUUUACGCAUUUGGCUACCAUGGUUGCCCAUCAAGGAGAGCUGGCCAUUAGAAUUGAUGACAACAUGGAUGAAUCUCUGUCCAAUGUUGAAGGUGCUCACAGUGCUCUACUGCGUAAUCUUAACCAAAUAUCAUCCAAUAGGUGGCUUCUAAUCAAGAUCUUUGCCAUCAUAAUUUUUUUCCUGGUGGUUUUCAUCUUCUUUGUGGCCUGAAAUGACAGAAAUGCGUUUAUAUUUGUGUUGUACCUUUCAAACCAUCAUUUAGAUGCUGAGCUUGAGGAUCCUCUGUGUUGUAUAUUUGAUUGUUACCUUCUUUCUUUUUUGUUUUUUUAGAUCCCCCUCUAGCAUUUAGAGGCUGGAUUAGCACAAGCAUAUACGUAGAUCAGGCAUUGUGUAUCAGUUCACUUUACCAAUAACCUUGAUUUGUUUUGGAAGAUUCGUGUGAAAUUGGAAUCGUUAAUUUGCAGAACCCUUUGGCACAAACUUUCCUGUAUCAACCU
Molecule: messenger RNA, 1409 nt
Organism: Linum tenue
Lineage: Eukaryota; Viridiplantae; Streptophyta; Magnoliopsida; Malpighiales; Linaceae
Source: the annotation of a GenBank genome assembly